Messenger RNA from Pomacea canaliculata, 2462 nucleotides. RefSeq names its product ATP-dependent RNA helicase DDX55-like. Bases 505 to 2286 code for a protein of 593 amino acids. The record is from RefSeq and is a predicted model, not a curated record. Lineage: Eukaryota; Metazoa; Mollusca; Gastropoda; Architaenioglossa; Ampullariidae. Gene Ontology annotation, cellular component: nucleolus. Gene Ontology annotation, molecular function: ATP binding; nucleic acid binding. The transcript has 16 exons.
CUCCCCGAUGGCUGUUUACAUCCGACUUCAUUACGUCGACUAAACCAUGCACGUGUUAUAAAGUUACAAUAAACUUAGCUAUAGUGUUUUUGAUAGCAUCCUUAAAUCAUCGUUUAUAUGGUUACAGUUUGUGAAGUUGAAUGAAAACCGCAUAAUCUUACUUUUGAAGUUAUGAACAUUUUGAAAUUGUGACGAAAUGGAAGCAGAGCCACUUUAUUAAAAAAUGAAAUAUCACUGUUGUCUGUUCUCAGGCAGAGAUUGAUCAUUACAACGAUUUGCUGUAAAAAAAAAAAAAAAGAAAAAAUUGUUUAGGUCAGUAAAUAGUAACAACUAGAUAAUACAGAAAAUUAUCGAGAAAACCUUUUAAGACAAAUGCUAAUGUUUUUGGUGCAAGAACAUGUAAAAUCUAACUUUACGCAAGCUAGUAUAUGCUGAUUUAAAUAACACUCAGUAUAUGUAUCAUUAACAACGGGUUAUCAGGAAGAUUAGUUAUUUAACAUUAUCAUGGAUUGUACCUGGGACUCAGUGGCUUCAUUACUGAACACCUCGACAUUGAACGCUGUACGCGAACUGUGCUUUACCCAGAUGACCCCAGUGCAGGCAGCAUGCAUCCCUCACUUUCUUAAAAACAAGGAUGUUGCUGUUGAAGCUGUGACAGGUAGUGGAAAGACACUUGCCUUUGUUAUCCCUAUCAUUGAGAUUUUGUUGCGCAGAGAAACACCUUUAAAAAAGCAUGAGGUGGGUGCCAUUAUCCUGACACCAACACGAGAGCUGGCCUUUCAGAUCAGUGAAGUGGUCACCCAUUUCCUGAAACACUUCUCACAGUUUAGUGCACUCUUGAUCAUUGGUGGGUCAAGUCCACAGCAAGAUAUUGCCAAGUUCGUGAAUAAUGGUGGAAACAUUCUUAUUGCAACUCCUGGACGCCUGGAAGACCUCUUUAACAGGAAGCAGGCAAAUUUCAACAUGUCUGCUAGUGUCAAAGCAUUGGAAAUUCUUGUCCUAGAUGAAGCAGACAGACUUCUGGAGAUGGGAUUUGAAGCAAGCAUCAACACUGUUCUUGGCAAUCUGCCUAAGCUGCGAAGGACCGGUCUGUUUUCAGCAACUCAGACAGAUGAAGUUGAGAAUCUCAUACGAGCUGGUCUUCGUAAUCCUAUGAGAAUUACUGUGAAAGAAAAAAAGCAGGCCACAGAGGCUGAUCAGAGAACACCAGCAUCUCUGAAAAAUUAUUACAUGAUUGCUGAUGCUGAUGAAAAGUUUAGCCAGCUGCUUCGUUUCUUGAGGGAUCACUAUCAGGAGAAGCUUCUCCUGUUUUUCAGCACAUGUGCUUGUGUUGAUUACUUCUCCAGAUGUCUGCAAGCGAUUCUGAAGAAGAUGACAGUCUUGGCAAUUCAUAGCAAGAUGAAACAAAAGAGGAACAAAGUAUUUGAAACAUUUCGUAGCAUGAGCAGUGGCCUGCUAGUCUGCACGGAUGUUAUGGCUCGAGGUGUUGACAUCCCAGAUGUUCAGUGGGUUAUUCAGUAUGAUCCUCCCAGCUCUGCCAGUGCGUUUGUUCAUCGUUGUGGGAGGACAGCACGAAUUGGGAACACAGGAAAUGCUCUGGUUAUGUUACUACCCGCUGAGGAUACAUAUGUGGAGUUCAUAAAAAUCAAUCAAAAGGUUCCAUUGUCUGAAAUGGAUAAAUAUUCUGAUGCAGAAAGUGCUGCAGAAAGACUUAAAUCUUUAGCCUUGAAGGACAGAGAUUUCUUUGAAAAAGGAGUAAGGGCUUUUGUGUCUUUCAUCCAGAGCUAUUCAAAACAUGAGUGCAACAUGAUCUUUAGACUCAAAGACCUUGACUAUGGCAAAUUAGCAACUGGCUUUGGAUUGCUAAGAAUACCUAAAAUGCCAGAACUCAGAGGCAAAACUGUUGGCAGCUUUACACCUGCUGAUGUGGACUUUGAUGCCAUUCCUUUCAAGGACAAGACAAGGGAACAGCAACGAGUACUAAAGCUUCAGUCUGCAGAAAACAAAAAGUCCAAACCAAUGGCAAGACCGCCACGGUCAGAAGCCUGGUCCAGAAAGAAAGAGAAGAAACAGAAGAAACAAACGAGGAAAGAAAAAAAGAUGAUGAAAAGUAAAAAUUCCUGUAAAGAAAUGCCACUGAAACGAAGUCGAGAGGAAGAUGGUGAAGAUGAGUGGGAUGAACUGGAAAAAGAUAUACGGCUGAUAAAAAAAUUAAAGAAAGGAAAGAUAUCUCAAGACCAGUUUGAAGAACAGUUUAUCAUUGAACAUGAUAAAGAAUCAAGUUGAUUUUGAUUGAGUGUGUGUGUGUGAAUGCGUUCAUGGAAAUGCAGGCAUAUUUGUGUGUAUGCAACAGUGCUGACUUCUCUUAAACAGAAAUCAAGCGGCAUCACAAAUGUUUUCACCUUACCAAUACCCAUAUGGAAUUUAAAAUAAAAAUAAAUGCAAUGAUAUCAUGCUUAGUA